GACAAGAGAGAGAGAGCAGUUGUCCAAACACCAGCCAAUCGAUUAAUGGCGCAACAGGCUCCCUGCGUAUAUGUAGCCCGAGACGUCAUCCAUCAUUAUCCAUGUGUGAGGCAUCCCUUGGAUCGGAGCCGCCGUUCCAAACUUUGUCUGCAGUGGUCUGUUGAGAGACGGCCAAGAGGAGAGGAUUGUUGUUCCCUCCUCUCAACAUGCAUCGGACGACCAGGAUAAAGAUCACCGAGCUCAACCCUCACCUCAUGUGCGUGCUGUGCGGGGGAUACUUCAUCGACGCGACCACCAUCAUCGAAUGUCUCCACUCAUUUUGCAAAAUGUGCAUCGUGCGCUACCUGGAAACCAGCAAAUACUGUCCCAUCUGUGAUGUACAAGUGCACAAAACCAAGCCUCUGCUCAACAUCAGGUCUGACAAAACUCUACAGGACAUUGUGUACAAACUGGUCCCCGGCCUCUUCAAAAAUGAAAUGAAGAGGAGGAGAGACUUUUACGCAGAGCACCCGGUAGACGCUUCCAACGGAUCCAAUGAGGAUCGUGGCGAAGUGGCAGACGAGGACAAGAGAAUUAUCACAGAUGACGAGAUCAUCAGCCUCUCGAUUGAGUUCUUCGAUCAGACAAGACUGGGAGUUGGUGUGGAGACCAAGACGACUAAAGAUCAGGUGGCUAACAAGAGGUACCUGCAGUGUCCAGCAGCCAUGACAGUCAUGCAUCUGAGGAAGUUCCUGCGCAGCAAAAUGGACAUCCCAAGCACCUACCAGGUUGAAGUCAUGUAUGAAGAUGAACCUCUGAAAGAUUACUACACGUUAAUGGAUAUAGCAUAUAUCUACACUUGGAGAAGAAACGGCCCUCUGCCGCUCAAGUACAGAGUCCGACCCAACUGUAAGAAGAUGAAGGUGAGCCACGCGCAGCAGGAAGGCCAGAUCAGCGCGAGCAGGUCCGGUCCCGAGAGCGACUCCGCCAGCGACAAAGCCGGAAGUCCCGCCGGGGCCCCGUCCACGUCCUCGUCGCUGCCGAGCCCCGGCACGCCUGCGCAGUCCCCGCACCCGCAGCACCCCCACGGCCCCAAUAACGUCAACGGGACCCCGGCCGCCGCCCCCACGACCCCGAGCCGGUCCUUCACUCAGUACGGUAGCGGAGGCAGCGGCGGCAGCAAGCCCCGGAAGGUCUCCCUGAACGGCUCGUCGACCUCCUCCGGAUGACGCGGGGCUCCGGACCGAACCGGACCAGCCAACGCCAGAACCCCGCUCAGCUAAUACUGUUUUCAUGCCAACGUAGUUCCAUUGUGUAGACAAUGUUCUCUCUCUUUCUCUCUCUCCAUCUGUUGUUCUCAAUAUUCUGGCAUCACGUGUUAAGUUUCAAAAACGUAGUGGGAUCGGAGACAUUUCAAAAUAAAAGGAACGAGGAAGUUGGGUGACGUGGGGAUCUUUUUUUUUUUUUUUUUUUAAAUACGAAAGUGUUUUGAUGUCGAGAAAAAAGAAAGUUGGAAAAGGACAAGCAUUUAUCCCAUUUUAAAGCUACAUCUUUAUUUUACAGAAGUGACUGAAGAUAGACUUUUAUAUUUUCUUUUUUUCUCUGUCUCAAAUGAAAUGUGUUUAUCAUGAUGAUUUUGAUUUCAUGUGUGUUGGGAUAUUUUGAAACAUGCAUGCUCAUGAUAACACUUUUUUUUUUCUUUUAAUGAAAGAAGAUUCUGCGUGUUUUCCCUCACCCGUCUCGUUUUGACAGGUUGUUUUGGGAGUGUUUCAAGCAUCAACUUUUUAAUUUUUUUUUGUUCCGAUAAAAGACAGACAAACAUGUUUGUGUAGCGCUGCUGGCUUCACGGGAACGUUGCCUCUGGAGGAAAAAAAAGAAAACUUUAAAAAUCGCCUUGGAAAUAAAAAAAAAUUAAAAAAGAAGAAAAAAAAGUUUCUUGUAGCUGCAGUGGAAUCGGAUUGCUUAUGCUCCACGUCUUUAACACGUAUAAGCAGUUGUAGAGAAGCCACUUGUAAAUAGAAACAAAAUGCAUAUUUAAUCAGCGAUGAUGUUAUUUCUCUUAUUCCCCUUUUGUUCUGAGGGAAUGACUUGGGCUCCUGUUCGGCUCCAUUUCAUGCUCAAUGACAGAUGUUUUGAUGUCUCCCGUGUUUUCCGUAUUUGUAUCGCUCGAUUGUAUGGACAACUUAUUGUAUUGUUACUGUUGCACAGUAUAAAACAUCUAAAUAAAAAAAACAUUUUACACUUAUGAA
This is a messenger RNA of Acanthopagrus latus (yellowfin seabream), 2228 nucleotides long. It is a transcript of the gene bmi1a, whose product is annotated as bmi1 polycomb ring finger oncogene 1a. Gene Ontology annotation, molecular function: promoter-specific chromatin binding. NCBI's taxonomy places the organism in Eukaryota, Metazoa, Chordata, Actinopteri, Spariformes, Sparidae. The transcript has 10 exons. The record is from RefSeq and is a predicted model, not a curated record. Gene Ontology annotation, biological process: negative regulation of transcription by RNA polymerase II. The coding region runs from base 207 to 1208 and encodes 333 amino acids. Gene Ontology annotation, cellular component: PRC1 complex.